Molecule: messenger RNA, 2999 nt
Organism: Scatophagus argus
Lineage: Eukaryota; Metazoa; Chordata; Actinopteri; Scatophagidae
Gene: foxg1b
Product: forkhead box G1b
Exons: 1
Coding region: 642-1895 (417 amino acids)
Biological process (GO): regulation of transcription by RNA polymerase II
Cellular component (GO): nucleus
Molecular function (GO): DNA-binding transcription factor activity; sequence-specific double-stranded DNA binding
Source: RefSeq, a predicted model, not a curated record
GUUUGCAGACAUGAAUUCAAACUAUUACUGUCGUUGAAAAAACAAAGCCUGCCAUGACUGCCCGUGCGCCUUUACGCACACGCACUGGCGCGCACUCUCAGAGCGCAUAAGCUCAGAAUGGGAUUUUACGCACACAUGCACAGAGAGGAGAGCGCAUGACGCACGGCACAAGUGCAUGAACGAAUGUGAGGAGCGGUGCAUGCGCGUAAAUACCGAAAGAGAGAUUUAAAGGAGAGCAGAUAAAAACGUCAGGUUUGUGCUGUCGGAGACGUUAAAGGUCGCCAGAGUCUCCGUUCGGAGACGGAAGGACGGAGAGGAAGAAGCAGAAAAGAGGAUUUGUUGACAAAAUCACCAAGUUGGCGAAGCUCCUCCUCUCCGUGAUGUAGCCGCGAGUCGGAACCUCCUUAAUUACUAAUUUCUCCACAUCCAAGCCACGCUCUCUCUCUCUCUCUCUCUCUCUCUCUCUCUGUUCUUUCUCUCCACUCCUCCAUCCAUGCAUCUCUCAUCCUGACCCUCCUUUCUCUCUCCUCUCUGUCGCUCUUCGUUUCCAGCCCGGGUGACGGAGGUGGACGAGCUUGGAGUUGUUGUUGUUAUUUUUUGUUAUUAUUUAUUCCUUGUUUUUGGGACACCCGCCACCGGGCAUGGAGGAUGUAAAAGACCCGCCGACCGUCCACCGGUCCUCCUCCUUCAGCAUCAAGAGCCUCCUGCUGCCCUCCAAGUGCGACAGACCGGACUCCGUCGCCGCUGCCGCCGCCGCCGCCGCGAUCGUCGGCAUCCCCGGGACCCCCUCUCCUUCCCCGGGCUCCGACUCCGAGAAGUCACUGGAGCUACCGGAGGCGGACUCCGCGGCCACAGUUCUGGACCCGGAGAAACCGGGAAAGGAGGAGCAGGGGGAAGACGAGGAGGAGGGCGGCGGAGGAGGCGGAGGAGGGGACGGCGCUAAGGCCACGCCGGAGCAGAACACUAACGGAAAUAACAACGGGAAAAACGGAAAAUAUGACAAGCCUCCGUUCAGCUACAACGCCCUGAUCAUGAUGGCCAUCCGGCAGAGCCCCGAGAAGCGGCUCACGCUGAACGGCAUCUAUGAGUUCAUCAUGAAGAACUUCCCGUAUUACCGGGAGCACAAGCAGGGCUGGCAGAACUCCAUCCGGCACAACCUGAGCCUCAAUAAGUGCUUCGUCAAGGUGCCCAGGCACUACGACGACCCGGGGAAGGGGAAUUACUGGAUGCUGGACCCGAGCAGUGAUGACGUUUUCAUCGGGGGGACAACCGGGAAGCUCCGCCGGCGCUCCGCCACCUCCCGGGGCAAGCUGGCCAUGAAGCGCGGGCUGCGCUUCGCUCCUCUCGGCCUGGGAAUUAACGAGCGCUCCAACAACCCGCUCUACUGGCAGAUUUCCCCGUUUCUGUCCCUGCACCACCACCACCACCACCACCCGCACUACAACGGAUCCUCGCCCGGGUUUCUGAACCAGGCUGCCGGCUACGGGUCGCUGCUGCCCGCCGUGGAGCAGCUGAGUAACGGGGACCUGGGACGCUCCAUCCUCGGCGGGUCCGCCGCCGGCGCGCUGGGCUUGACGAACACUUACGGAAUGAGCACGUCGCCGGUCGGGCUGCUCUCCGGGCAGACCGCCGGCUAUUUUGUCUCAGGGACCCAACACGCUGCUGCAGCGGCACCGGGGCCGCCGACAGGAGCACCGCCGCCCCCGCCGCCUCCGCACCUCCAGCAGGGCGCGCCGGGAUUUGGCGGCUUGGGGAGCAGCAGCUCCCCGCAGUCUCUGCUGUCGGACUCCCUCAGAAACAGCUCCCUACCGGCCUUCUCCCCGGGCGUGUCCGCGGGGUUCCCCGGGGUGCUGUCCCAUCAAAAGAGGGUGACCCCAAACGCUUUCCUAAACUGAACUCCCCCCUCCCUCCCCCUCCCUCCCCCAUCACCGUCACCUCUCCGUGAAUGGCACCGGGACGAGGACGCACAAGAGACGUCGCGUUAAGGGCAAAUAAUAUGUGGUAAAUAUCAAACACUGAUCGCAAAAAAUAUAUAUGAAGUGAAACUUUUUGGCCAUAUUCUGCCCCGAAGAGCAACGGGUUUAUUUAGAGUUUUUUUCUCGCAUUUUAUUGAAAAAGGGACAAAGUUUUGUUACCCGCGGGUUGUACAACUGUAAACUAGACUUGCCAAAGGUAACACUUUACGGAUAUUUCAAGCUAUUUAUAUCUUGUACAAAGAUUUUCAGUACUUUCUUUGAGUCUUUUAUUUAUGUUUUGUAUUUAUUGUACAAUGUAUUUAAAUUCUAUUUGUCAGUGUAUACUCAUCAGUACUGAGGAAAAGGGGGAGGGAGGGGUGAGGCAAGACAUACAGGGUUAAUAAUUAUUUAUGAAUUUUGAGACAAUCAAGGAGAAAGAAGACAAUCAAAACUUUUUUGAGAGCGAAAACGUGAAAGUCGCCUAAAAAAGACUAAACGAAGCCUUAAAAUCAGCAGAAACAAUCAGGGGUUUGAGAGGGAAAAAAGCCUACAAAUCAUAUCUCAGGUUUGACCCCGGACGCGCGCAAUCAGGAUCAAAUGUGAAUAAGAAAACUGCUCCCCGCGAAGAGUUUCCUUCCAAAAUAAUGAUGAUCCAAAAAAUGAAUCAAAGUGUUUGUUUCCGGUGUGGCGGAACCGCAGUUCACUUCGUCAAAGCCUCCGCGCGGCCUCUCAGCCUGCGGACUGAGUUACCGCGCUGAACGGCCCCUUUAAACACGCACACGAAUAAACGGAUAAACCAGUAAAUCUGUCAAUGGAUAUAAAAGUUUUUGGAACAGAACUCUUCCUGUGUGAAAUUAUGCAAAACGCUGUAACACGAGUUUUGUGUGUUUUCUGUUCGUCGUCAGAGCCCAGGCUGUGUGUGUGUGUGUGUGUGUGUGUGUGUGUGUGUGGGGCCUGUAUGAGCGUAAAAUCUUACGCGCAUGUGCGCUGAGGGCCGCCGUAAACAAACAAACAAACAAACGGCCUCUGAACUGAAAGAAAAAU